AAAAAGACAAGAAAGAGCAGUAAGAAUAAUUGAAAGUAUACACGAAGAAGCUGAAACGAAAAGCGUCCAAUGAUUAUUUCUGCUUAAGAAAUCAGAGGAGAGCAGGAAAGAAACCAGUGAACGCUUCGUGUCUGAGAAACAUACAACAUAAUGAAUCUCGAGCCAGCAGAAUUUCUCUCUAUUUCGGACGGAGGAAAACAGGCCUUGAAAGACGCGAGAGUUGCUCUCGUUGAAAACCUCGUGGGCUCCGAUCAGAAUCAGGUACAAACGAUAUUGCAGCCAAUGCAGAGGGGUGAUGAAAUUUAUCUUAAGCAACUGGCGUCCGAAACGCUGACAGAAUCUUGUUUUGAUCUAUUUUUGCAGAAAGAUAGAGAGCAGUUUUGGAUAGGAUCCGAGAAGCUUAGAACGAUAAUGGACGGAGGAUUCAGAACAAAGUCCAUAACGGAAAUCUGCGGCUUGCCUGGCUCUGGCAAAACUCAAUUUUGUAUGCAGUUGUGCGCCUUCUGCCAAUUGCCAGAGAACGUGGGAAAGCUUUCAUUGUAUAUCGACACAAAUUUUGGAUUCACUCAAAACAGAUAUAGAGAGAUCUGCAGCUCAAACGGCAUUACGUCUGAUAUUGGCCCUAUGGUAAUGAGAAUACUUUCUGCUAGUCAAUUAAUAGCUGCAAUAAAGUCAAUGAGAGACUUGCUAUGCAAUAAUGAAAAUAUUAAACUUGUCAUAAUUGACAGCUUCAGUCGACCGUUCCUUUUUAAACAAACUUCAUCAAUGCUGCUGUCUGCUGUUUUAAUGGAGCUUCAAGAACUUGCUUUGGAAUUUAACUUAGUGGUUGUUAUCACCUCCCAAAUGACAAGUAAACAAACAAUGGAUCAAUCCACUAAACACCAGUCUACCCUUCGCAGCAGCUAUUCUUACUAUGUUAAUGAAAGACUGACUUUGUGGCAAAGAGAGCAGAGACAAGAGAUAAUAUUUUCAAAAAAGAGUAACAUUAUUGGCUCGGCAAAUUAUCAGAUUAAACUUGAUGGACUGAUUGUAACAUAACACAAAGCCUACUGGAGAGCGCAAUUUUUUGCCACUUGGAGACUGCAAGUGCAACUUAACUGAUAUCUGAAGAAAAAAAAAUACCAAAUUUGUGUACUGUGAAAUUAUAAUGAUUUUUAAAUCAAUUAAGCAGAGCAAAAAUUUGGACUGUAAUUUAAAUAAAUAUUUAGUAAUGUGAUCCCACA
Molecule: messenger RNA, 1223 nt
Organism: Cloeon dipterum
Lineage: Eukaryota; Metazoa; Arthropoda; Insecta; Ephemeroptera; Baetidae
Product: DNA repair protein RAD51 homolog 3-like
Exons: 8
Coding region: 151-1038 (295 amino acids)
Biological process (GO): meiotic DNA recombinase assembly; reciprocal meiotic recombination; DNA repair
Cellular component (GO): Rad51B-Rad51C-Rad51D-XRCC2 complex; replication fork; Rad51C-XRCC3 complex
Molecular function (GO): ATP binding; crossover junction DNA endonuclease activity; four-way junction DNA binding
Source: RefSeq, a predicted model, not a curated record